This is a messenger RNA of Salvia miltiorrhiza (redroot sage), 2663 nucleotides long. RefSeq lists its product as uncharacterized. NCBI's taxonomy places the organism in Eukaryota, Viridiplantae, Streptophyta, Magnoliopsida, Lamiales, Lamiaceae. Bases 25 to 2643 code for a protein of 872 amino acids. The record is from RefSeq and is a predicted model, not a curated record. The transcript is spliced from 2 exons. Gene Ontology annotation, molecular function: zinc ion binding.
AUUGAUUUAUUAUUUUUUAUGUAGAUGAAUGAAUAUGGGAGAUACUUUGUGGUUAAUUAUGGAGGUGCCUUCAAUGGUUAUGAGUACAUCGGCGGCUCUUCUAAGAAUUUGCAUAUUUUCGGAGACACAAUGGCCAGUACGGUGUACAUGAUAAAUUACCUGAUGAUGGAGAAUUCAUUGAGCACUAAUUACAGCUUGUAUUAUUUGACGAAGAGAUUAAAUGGCAGGGUAUACAGUAAAAAUAUUCUUGCCGAUGACAAUGAUUUGCUUCAGUUGCUGGCGUCCCAGCCACAUUUUCCUGAGAUUUAUGUUGUCGAAUACGAUUACAGUGGAGGAGUGUAUGUUCCUUCGUUCGAUCUCCCUCAAUCUUCCGGGUAUGGAGGUGAAUCUAGUGCACAAUUCGAAGGUGGGGACGGAUUGGAAGCAAUCCAAAGAUAUGCUUAUUUAGACCUAUCAGCCGGAGAUUCACCGGCGCAACAAAGUGUUGAACCGUCGGUCACUUGGGGUAAUGAUCAGUCAACGGGUUGGACUUCAUGGGAUGAGCCAAAUCCGUACCAGUACGAUCGCCCAACAACUGAUCGUUGUUGGGGUCCAGCUGAUGAUCAAUAUACGUACGAGCCUCAGUUUGUGGAGGAUGCUGGUAAUGUAGAUGAAGAUUAUGUUCCAUCGUCUGAAGCCGAGACUGAUACAAGCGCCUCUGAAGACUUGUCGGAGCAAGAGAACGUGAGAAGGGCGGGGAUUGAAUAUGCAGGUUGGCAGAAUUUGCAGAUCGACGAGGAUGAUGACGAACAGGUUCCUGGAGCAGAUGAACUAACUAAUUGGUUAGUUCCGGUUAUCCCGUUGGACGCCGCAGCGGCACUUGUGGAUAUUGAAGAUUAUCAGCUACUGCCUCGGGAGUUGUCAAAGAAUAUGUAUUUCAAUAGCAAAGAUGAUCUGAUCGUUGCAAUCGGUCUGUGGAACAUGAAGCAGGGCAAGGAAUUUUCUGUCAGCAAAUCAGACAGCAGACGAGUCUACGUCAAAUGCAAGCAUUCAGAUACGUGCCCCUUCAAGCUCCAUGCAUCGUCACAAGAUGGAGCCAUUUGGGGAGUGUAUAAGUUCACCAAUGAGCACUCAUGCGACGGUGAGCUAGGGCGCGUAGCGCGAAUAAAGGCCCCCGCAAAAGUCGUCGCAGCAUAUUUAGCACAGAAGAUACACGACGAUUGCGAGAUCUUGAAGCCGAAGGCCAUCCAGCUGGAGCUGCGACGUGAGUUUGGCGUACAGAUCAAGUACGAUGUUGCAUUGCGAGCCCGUAAUCGAGCCACUGAGAUGGUUUAUGGUCGACAUGAUCAGUCCUUCGAGAUGCUGCCCAAGUACUUAUACAUGUUGAGACAAUCCAAUCCCAGUUCGAUGGUGGAGUGGGAAGUUGACGAUGAUGGUCGAUUCAAACACUUAUUUGUUGCUCUUGCAGCUUCGGCUACCCCUUUCAUGUUCAGCUUACGGCCAGUGAUUGUCGUCGAUGGCACACACUUGAAGGGCAAGAAUAGGGGUAUUUUGUUUGUUGCAGUGACGAAGGACGGCAACGAGAGUUUGUUCCCACUCGCGUAUGGUGUUGGCCCGAAAGAAAACGAUGAAUCGUGGGCUUAUUUCAUGUCACGCAUUCGACGUGUUUAUGGCCAAGCCAAUGAACUUUUGAUUGUCUCUGAUCAGCAUAUCUCCAUUGCCAAUGCUAUCAGGAAUGAGUUACCAAAUGCAACCCACGGCCUAUGCUACUACCAUUUGCAAAAUAACCUGAAGCAUUACGGUAAGGCAGUUGUCGAGGUGUAUCGACAAGCUGCAUUUGCGUACGAGAAGUCCGACUUCAAUAGGGCUAUGAACGCCCUGAAGUUUAUGAAAAGAGCUGCGUACGAUAAACUAAUGGGGAUUGGGCCGGAGAAGUGGGCUCGUUCGAUGUGUCCUAUGCCUGUGCGACGCUACAGUUUUAUGACAUCAAAUGCUGCUGAAGCUUUUAAUUCCAGAUUGUUGUGGGCAAGAAGACUUCCUAUAUGCUCGAUGUUAGAGGCAAUCAGAAUUGUUAUUGAGAAAUGGUUCAGCGAGCGACUAAGGGCUGCACAACAAAUCGAGCAAGGCUUGACUGCUGAGGCUGGUAAAAGAGUCGCUAUUGAAGUCCAAAAAAGUCGUCGAUACACUGCACAAAGGUUGAGUGGCAUGAAGUAUAAGGUGCAAACUGCUGACAGAAGCUUCAAGGUGGAUCUGGAGCAGAAAAAAUGCGAAUGUCGAGUAUUUCAGCUAGACCAACUGCCCUGUUCUCAUUCAAUCGCUGCAAUAAGUGAAGCCGGUGAUACGAUCGCGGAGUAUGUAGACUCGUACUACACGAAUGACUUUCUUAUCGAUACUUACUCUCGCGAAGUUAAUAAUCUCCCGCCGAGACGCCAGUGGUUGGUUCCCGAGCACAUCGCUGAGCAGGUUGUAUUACCUCUGAUUGUAAAAGGUCAAGCGGGGCGACCAAAAGAAGGUAGACAUCGAGGUGGUGGUGAAGGCAGCAGCACACAAGCAGAUGAGUCUUCUAGUAUCAGGCGUCGUAAACCAAAGAAGUGCAGCAUCUGCCAUGAAGAAGGACACAGCAAGAGAACGUGCGCUGGCAGGGCGACUGAGCCCAGGGAGUAGUGGGAUGUAUUUGUGUGCUG